Puccinia graminis f. sp. tritici CRL 75-36-700-3 is the source of this 528-nucleotide messenger RNA. RefSeq lists its product as uncharacterized. NCBI's taxonomy places the organism in Eukaryota, Fungi, Basidiomycota, Pucciniomycetes, Pucciniales, Pucciniaceae. Bases 1 to 528 code for a protein of 175 amino acids. The record is from RefSeq and is a predicted model, not a curated record. The transcript is spliced from 3 exons.
AUGAUUGAAAUCGAAAGUUGCGUUUAUGUUCCAGAAGAACCUCCAUUCGUCAAUCGACAACAUUAUCUCAUUCAAGAUUCAACUCCCUGGGCUUGUACUGAGACCACAACGGUCCCUUUAUUAGGACAUCUUUUUGAUGUCUAUACUCCUGCUCCUCGCGGUGAUUCCGACGACGCUGCUUCUUGGUUAACGUUUCAGGGCCGCUGCAUCGCCCGCUAUUCUGAGGCAAACAUAGCCGUUUUGUGUAACGCCUCGGCAUACCAUAACGAGAUUCCUCACCGACAUCGACGUAUACCUUUCCCUAUCGUCAGAGGUUAUCUUAAAAUUAUUGACCAAGGCGUCAGCUGUCUCGCCUUAGACCCAGACGUUUCGGACUCUGCCCUGUUCCGUUUCAGCGCAGAGUCCUCAGCGGUUCAAAACUUGCUCUGUGACCUAAAACCAGGGCAAAUAGUAUACCUUUCAGCUUAUCUGACUAAACAUUUGAGCGGUAUUGUAGACUUACAAGUCUCCACUCUAAACACCUCUUAA